AUCUACUACAUAAGACACUUGUUCUUGUUACAAUCAGUCAUUAGCCAAAUUGGCUAGCUUUCAAUUUUGCCAGAAGCUCUUGCUUAAUUUUGCUCAUUAUCUUGAAAAUGUCAAAUUACGAAAACCAAUACUCUGGUGCUACACCUGUAGUUGAUGAAUAUGGCAAUCCAAUUCGCUCAGACGAACAUGGGCACCGAACUCACACUAGUGAAUAUGGCAACCCAACCCACCAAACUAACACCGGAUAUGGAACUGGUGGGUUGGACACCACCACUCACCAGGGUAUGCGUACCAAUGCAACCACGCCUGCUUAUGGCGGUGAUUAUCGUAAUGAUCAGCAACAAAACCAAGGGCUUUCUGGCAUGCUUCACCGUUCUGGAAGUAGCUCCUCUAGCUCUUCUGAGGAUGAUGGAAUGGGCGGGAGAAGGAAGAAGAAGGGGUUGACAGAGAAAAUAAAGGAGAAGAUACCAGGCAUUGGGCACAAGGAUGAUGAUUCGUCCCAGCAAAGUCAUGCAACUUCAGCUACAACCCCAGGUUACCAUGAGGGCCAACAGCAUGAGGAGAAGAAGGGAAUAAUGGAUAAGAUCAAGGAAAAGCUUCCUGGACACCACUAAGAGUUAUCGCAUACUCGCAUUUAUAUAUUUUUGCUUAUUAAAAGCUCUUGCUUUUGCUCUUUCCCUUUGAAAAUGUCGCAAUACCAAAACCAAUACGCCGGUGGUACACCUCAAGUUGAUGAAUAUGGCAACCCAAUUCGCGUAGAUGAACAUGGGCCCCAUACUCACACUGAUCAAUAUGGCAACCCAACCCACCACACUGACACCAAGUACGGAACUGGUGGGUCUGACUCCACCACUCUCCAAGGUAUGCGCCCUGAUGCAACCGUACCUACUCAUGGCGGUGAUUAUCGCCAUGAUCAGCAGGGGUUGACACAGAAAAUAGAAGAGAAGAUACCAGGUGUUGGGCGCAAGCACGAUGAUCCGUACCAGCAAGGUUACUACGAGGGCCAACAACAACAGGAGAACAUAGCUGGUGCUGGGCGCAAGCAUGAUGAUGCAUACCAGCAAGGUCACACAACUUCAGGUUACAACGAUGGCCAACGUCGUCAGGAGAACAAGGGGUUGACACAGAAAAUAAAAGAGAACAUACCAGGUGCUGGGCGCAAGCAUGAUGAUCCGUACCAGCAAGAUCACACAGCCCCAGGUUACAACGAGGGCCAACGUCGUCAGGAGAACAAGGGGUUGACAGAGAAAAUAAAAGAGAACGUACCAGGUGUAGGUGUUGGGCGCAAGCAGGAUGAUCCGUACCAGCAAGGUCACACAGCCCCAGGUUACAAUGAGGGCCAACGUCGUCAGGAGAACAAGGGGUUGACAGAGAAAAUAAAAGAGAACGUACCAGGUGUUGGUGUUGGGCGCAAGCAGGAUGAUCCGUACCAGCAAGGUCACACAGCCCCAGGUUACAACGAGGGCCAACGUCGUCAGGAGAACAAGGGGAUGACAGAGAAAAUAAAAGAGAACGUACCAGGUGUUGGGCGCAAGCAUGAUGAUUCGUACCAGCAAGGUCACACAGCCCCAGGUUACAACGAGGGCCAACAACAUCAACAUCAGGAGAACAAGGGGUUGACAGAGAAAAUAAAAGAGAACGUACCAGGUGUUGGGCGCAAGCAUGAUGAUCCGUACCAGCAAGGUCACACAGCCCCAGGUUACAACGAGGGCCAACAACAUCAACAUCAGGAGAACAAGGGGUUGACAGAGAAAAUAAAAGAGAACGUACCAGGAGUUGGGCGCAAGCAUGAUGAUCCGUACCAGCAGCAGCAGCAGCAAGGUCACACAACUUCAACUGUAAACCCGUACCAGCAAGGUCACACAACUACAGCCACAGUUUACAACGAGGGCCAACAUCAUCAGGCGAAAAAGGGGUUGACAGAGAAAAUAAAAGAGAACAUACCAUGUGUUGGGAACAAGCAGGAUGAUCCGUACCAGCAAGGUCACACAACUUCAACUACAGCCCCAGGUAGUGAUCCGUACAAGCAAGGUCACACAACUUCAACUACAGCCCCAGGUCACUACGAGGGCCAACAACGUCAGGAGAAGAAGGGAGUGAUGGAGAAGAUCAAGGAGAAGCUUCCUGGACAACACUAGGUGGUGUUGGUGUUGAUGACGCAUACUCGCAUCAUUUAUAUAUGUUUCUAACUACUAUAUGUAAAUCACGCUUGUUUGUAGCCUAAGCGAGUCCAUAUGGUACCGUUUUUGUUACAAACAAGUGAUAUGAUAUGUUUUUAUUUUUCUGGUUUAAUAAGUGAUGCAUACAAUCUGGUAUGAUGAAUAUUGUGUUGUAUGAUUCCGUUUGUUUGGGUCAAAUAUUGUGUUUUGCGGUGUACUUAUUACUUUUAAUAAAGUGGUGUGCUUUUGUUA
Molecule: messenger RNA, 2411 nt
Organism: Quercus lobata
Lineage: Eukaryota; Viridiplantae; Streptophyta; Magnoliopsida; Fagales; Fagaceae
Product: cold-shock protein CS120-like
Exons: 3
Biological process (GO): cold acclimation; response to water deprivation; response to abscisic acid
Cellular component (GO): cytosol
Source: RefSeq, a predicted model, not a curated record